AUGGCCAACAUCACGUUAAUUGACCCAACCAUCACCUCACCAACAACACAACCGCGAACCAUCUCACAGUCUCGCGCAAAGUCCUCCAGACGGCCACCUAAACACCGACCAGAAGAUAUGUGCCGGGGUCGCGAUGGCCAGACGGCCGAAGGACACACUGUGCGCAAGAACGCUGGUUGCGCCAUUGAUGCGUGUUCAAAGUGUUGUGUGGCGUUCCUUCCACAGGGGAUUUUCUGUGGCAAGCACGAGUCGAUGGCAAAGACUAAAGCUAAGAAACUGAAUAACCAAGCAGCCCAGCCGGUUUUGUCUCAGUUGCCCUUGACUAACAACGAUACAACUCCCAGCGGUGCCGGGACCAAUGCCACUGCGCGUUUAACUCAAGCUGUUCGAAGCUUUUACCGCGAACUCAGUUCACCCGAGUAUGCCAAGUUCCGAAGCAUCUCAAUCCAGAAACAAGCCGAAGAACGUCUCCUUCAAGACCGAAUGAACAUUGCCCGAAAGAAUGUAUCCAUGUUUGUUUGGUCUUCUCUCGACAAGGACCAUACUUCCAAGUGUAGUUUUUGGCGAGUACCUGCCCCUCAAUGGCCAUUGUUGGCACUUCAGGAAAGCGAAGUCUUCACCGCGCUUGUGAAAAAUCAGCUUGGAGAAGACUGGAAUGGCACGUUCCAAGUUUGGAACAAGAACAACUAUGGAUGA
Molecule: messenger RNA, 696 nt
Organism: Melampsora larici-populina 98AG31
Lineage: Eukaryota; Fungi; Basidiomycota; Pucciniomycetes; Pucciniales; Melampsoraceae
Exons: 5
Coding region: 1-696 (231 amino acids)
Source: RefSeq, a predicted model, not a curated record